Messenger RNA from Dacryopinax primogenitus, 636 nucleotides. RefSeq names its product cleavage and polyadenylation specific factor 5. Bases 1 to 600 code for a protein of 199 amino acids. Gene Ontology annotation, cellular component: mRNA cleavage factor complex. The transcript is spliced from 5 exons. NCBI's taxonomy places the organism in Eukaryota, Fungi, Basidiomycota, Dacrymycetes, Dacrymycetales, Dacrymycetaceae. The record is from RefSeq and is a predicted model, not a curated record. Gene Ontology annotation, molecular function: mRNA binding.
AUGUCCCAGACUAUAAUCCUAUAUCCGUUGUCCAACUUCACCUUCACGACCAAGGAGGCGCAGCCUGAGGAGGAUCCUUCAGUCGCCGCGCGCCUACAGCGACUACAGAAUAACUAUGAGGACUAUGGGAUGAGGCGUACAGUCGAAGGCGUGCUGGUUGUGCACGAUCAUGGACAUCCGCAUAUUCUGAUGCUCCAGAUCGCGAACGCGUUCUUCAAGCUACCCGGCGACUAUGUUAAACCGGGAGAGGAUGAAGUUGAGGGGCUGAAGAAGCGGCUCGACGUUCGCCUUGAGCCAACGAGUCCGCCCUACAGUGAGAGUACGGACAACUGGGAGAUUGGAGAUUGCUUGGCACAAUGGUGGCGACCAAACUUCGAGACGUUCAUGUAUCCGUUUAUUCCAGCUCACGUUACUAAACCGAAGGAGUGCAAGAAAAUGUUCCUCGUCCAGCUGCCAGAGAAAAAGGUCAUGGCCGUGCCAAAAAAUAUGAAGCUGCUUGCCGUGCCACUGUUUGAAUUAUACGAUAAUUCAGCGAGGUACGGCCCACAGUUGUCUGCUAUCCCGCAUCUCUUGUCUAGGUACAACUUUGUCAUGCAGUGAGCGAAGGAUGGUCUGACUGGAAUGCGUGCGAUGACU